AUGUCGAAUACCGAUUCUCCCCCGCACACAAAAGAGUACCCUUCUACUCACGACCCCGAGAACAACAUACAACAAACAGAACACACCGAAGAGAAGGGAAAUUCUUCAGCUGUCAAGGCUUUGGGAUGGCUUGAUCGUUUACUGGCAUUAUGGAUUCUUCUUGCAAUGAUUAUUGGUAUCCUGUUGGGUAACUUUGUCCCUUCUACUGGCGCUGCUUUGGAAAAGGGCAAAUUUGUUGGUGUUUCAGUUCCUAUAGCUAUUGGUUUACUUGUUAUGAUGUAUCCUAUCCUGUGCAAAGUCCGAUAUGAGAGUCUCCACGAGGUCUUCUCCCAGCGCGACGUCUGGAAACAAAUCCUCUUUAGUAUCUUUAUUAACUGGAUCGUUGCACCCUUUGUGAUGCUUGGCCUGGCAUGGGCCUUCCUCCCAGACAAGCCAGAACUCCGCGUCGGUCUCAUCCUCGUCGGCCUUGCACGAUGCAUCGCCAUGGUGUUGAUAUGGAAUGGUCUCGCCGGCGGUGACAAUGAAUACUGCGCUAUCCUCGUGGCUAUAAACUCGAUCCUCCAGAUGGCUCUGUACGCGCCAAUGGCGAUCUUCUUCAUCAGCAUUAUCAGUGGAGAAGAAGGUCACCUCGAAGUGUCAUAUUCGACUGUCGCCACAAGCGUAGCAGUCUUUCUCGGCAUUCCCCUCGCUGCCGCCAUGAUUACUCGCUUCUCCCUGCGCAAGCUGGCUGGACCUGAGUGGUAUGAGCGAGUCUUUAUAUGCAUUAUUUCCCCUUGGUCUCUUAUCGGUCUGCUAUACACUAUCCUCAUCCUUUUCGCUUCGCAAGGCCAUCAAGUGGUUCACCAGAUCGUGUCCGUCGUGCGUGUCGCGGCGCCUUUAAUCGUUUACUUUGUGGUCAUCUUCUUUGCGACGCUACUCAUCUCCCGACGCCUUGGAUUUGGAUACCCGCUUUCGACAACACAGAGCUUUACAGCCGCGAGCAACAAUUUCGAGCUCGCUAUUGCAGUAGCCAUUACUGCCUUUGGUCCAAGCAGCGAUCAAGCGCUCGCGGCGACGGUUGGGCCGUUAAUAGAAGUUCCGGUGCUUUUGGGGUUGGUGUAUCUGCUUCGUUGGGUCUCUGAUCGAUGGAACUGGAAGAUAUAG
Fusarium venenatum is the source of this 1143-nucleotide messenger RNA. RefSeq names its product sodium bile acid symporter family-domain-containing protein. Gene Ontology annotation, biological process: arsenite transport; antimonite transmembrane transport. Gene Ontology annotation, cellular component: plasma membrane. Gene Ontology annotation, molecular function: antimonite transmembrane transporter activity; antiporter activity; arsenite transmembrane transporter activity. The record is from RefSeq and is a predicted model, not a curated record. Lineage: Eukaryota; Fungi; Ascomycota; Sordariomycetes; Hypocreales; Nectriaceae.